This is a messenger RNA of Planococcus citri (citrus mealybug), 12366 nucleotides long. RefSeq names its product PTEN-induced putative kinase 1 (gene Pink1). Gene Ontology annotation, molecular function: ATP binding; protein serine/threonine kinase activity. Gene Ontology annotation, biological process: regulation of apoptotic process; protein phosphorylation; autophagy of mitochondrion. The transcript is spliced from 8 exons. The record is from RefSeq and is a predicted model, not a curated record. The coding region runs from base 188 to 1906 and encodes 572 amino acids. NCBI's taxonomy places the organism in Eukaryota, Metazoa, Arthropoda, Insecta, Hemiptera, Pseudococcidae. Gene Ontology annotation, cellular component: mitochondrion.
UUGACCGUCCUUGAAUUUUUACUGUUAUAAGUUAUUUCAUUUCAAUCGCCAUUUCGUCAUACAUUUUAUGUGAAUUAUGUGUAAAGUUCGAGUGAAAAACGUUUAUAGUGAAUAAUUUGCGAAAAAUUUACGCGUUGUUGUUAUAUCGAGACCACACCCGUUUUAGUUUCGUCUUCGUUAGUUCAACAUGUAUCUGAAAACUGCGAUAAGUCGCGCGUACUAUCGGUAUAUCCUUCUGUGGCGAAAAAACGCCAAUCUUCUUCCGCAAACACAGGGUGUCAAUAUUUUCACCAAAGAACGAGCUCUAAUUGAAGAUGGUAAACGAUUGUUACCAUCGGCAGGAAGAACUACUGAAUUGAAAGGUAUCCAGACUAGAUACGAUUACGCUCGUCGUUUGUUAGUGGACGGUGUUUUGAAAAGAGUCACCAAUAGCUUAGCUUCCGAUUUACGGCGUAAAUGUGUUCGUCAGCAUAACAACGGAAACCCUUCAGCUUUCUUCGCCUUGGUUGGUACAAGUUUGGCAUCCGGUACCGGUGUAAUCACAAGAAACGAUGAAUUGGAAGGCGUUUGUUGGGAGAUCAGGGAAUCUAUCCGUCGUAUGCGAGCUAACUUAUUCGAAGCGGAGAAUCGCGAAUUCGAAGAUGAAUUUUCUCUCAGUUCGUUGGAAUUCGGUAAAGUUAUCGCCAAAGGAUGCAACGCUGUGGUUUACGAAGCUCGAGAAAAAACCAAAGACGAUAACGAACAGAUGCCCAAGGAGUAUCCGUUAGCUGUAAAAAUGAUGUUCAAUUUCGACGCAGAAAGUAACGCUUCAUCUAUUCUGAGAUCUAUGUACAGAGAAAUGGUCCCAUUACAAAAUGUCACUUUGGAUAAAAACACGAUUGGAUUCUGGGAAAAUGAGAUGGCUGAAAGAAUUCAACGUUUACCGCCUCAUGUUAAUAUCGUCGCUAUGUACCGCUCUCUUACAGACUACGUACCCGAUUUACCGAGUGGUCGAACUUUGUAUCCUGACGCGUUACCAAUGCGUUUAAAUCCCGAAGGUUAUGGACGUAAUAUGAGCUUAUUCCUGGUCAUGAAAAAAUAUAAUACCAACUUGAGACAAUAUCUUAUCGAUAAACCACCAGAUAUUCGAGACGGUAUUCUUUUGUUGACUCAACUACUCGAAGCGGUCACGCAUAUGAACCGUUGUGAAAUCGCCCACCGUGAUCUCAAAAGUGACAAUAUUCUUCUGGAUACUUCAGAAGGAGAAAAUAAUUGCCCUACUUUGGUUGUUACUGAUUUUGGAUGUUGUUUAUCUGAUCGCUAUUACGGUUUAAAAAUGCCAUACAGAACACCGGAUAUGGAUCGGGGUGGUAAUGCCGCGUUAAUGGCGCCUGAAGUUGCCACUGCUCAAGCUGGAAUGUUCUCAACGAUUGAUUAUUCCAAAUCAGAUAUAUGGACUGUGGGUACAUUAGCGUAUGAAAUAUUCACCGGGAUGAACCCUUUUUACAAACAAAUUACCAAAGAGCAAGGAACCGUACUACGUAAUACCACCUACACCGAUGACAUGUUACCCGAGUUACCUGCUGAAGUUCCAUCUCUAAUUAGUCGACUUGUUAGGAAUAUGUUGGCAAAAAAUCCAGCAAAAAGACUGGAUGCUGAAACAGCAGCAACGAUAUGUCAAUUAUAUUUAUGGGCCCCUAGUCAAUGGAUAUCGAAAAACCAAUUGCCAUCCAGCAGUGAGAUUCUGCAAUGGUUGUUAUCAUUGACGACCAAAAUCCUCUACGAAGGACCAAUUUUAUUCCAUAAACGUGAUUCGCAACGUAAACGCGCCUCAGUCACCGAAUACCAAUUAAUCGCCACAUUUCUACAACGCGUUAAACUGAAAGUAAUCAGUAAAGCUUUAAGUUGGAUACAGGAGGAGAUUUAAAGACUGUUAAUCAUCACUUCGUUUUAUUCAACGUCACCGAUUCCAUCACCAUCGAAUGAUUGCCUUCGUAAUUUGAUCAGGUUUGCCGAGAUUUUGCUUCUGUUUUAUGUGAUUAGCACGAGUUUCAGAGUAUUUUACGUGUCUUAUCGUUGUAUUUUUUUGUCAUCGGAGUAUUUCAAGUAUCCGCUAUCGUUGCGAUUAUUUUCACCCGCACUUACUUUCAUUUUUUAGUUUUAAGAAUCUUGUACUCUCACUCUCUCCCUCUCUUUCGUUUACAACGUGCUUUUCUCAGGGGAAAUUUUUUCAUUGGUAUUUUUAUCAAUUUUUCAUCUUUACAAAAUAACCGUAUGCGGUUUGAUUUUUAAUUGGGAAAAUCAUCGAGAGCGUAUGAAUUAUGUAAAUGUGUUACUCAAGGACUCUUGGAGGAGAAUCUUUUUCGGCGAUUUUUUUGUAUCUUUCUUUUUGAACAUCACUCAAUGGCUCUACCGAUGCGUAGUAUUGAGUAAAAAAACUUGUUUGCAAACUCUUAUACAAUAUGUAUCAGUCUGAAUAAAAAAUUCGAUGAUGUAAUUUUGAGGAUUGCGUUUUCAAUCUUCAAAACAUUUCUGACACGAGAUCUUGCCAUACUCUUACUAAUACAUCGUUGAAAAUAUACUACACAGUCGCUAGAUACUCAAGCGAAAAUUGAAAGUCACAUCAUAUAAAUCAAUAAAAUGAUAAGGGAAUAUUGAAACUUGAAUUUCUCAGUUUGGAAAUUUGUAACUGGUUUGACAUUGGGAGUUACAGCCCGUUUACAUGUAUAACAUUUCCCAUUCUCUGCGCUUUUUAUAGCGCACAAUUUACAGUACACAUUUUGGCAUAACAACGAAAAGCUUUUCAAGUUGUUGCAGCAAAUAUGACAGAUAACCUUUUUUUUCCUGUGUAACAAAAAUAUAAAAAUCUAAAUACCUAUAGGCAUAUGCAAUACCUACAGUAGGUUAAUUGGAAACAGAUACAUACCUCGGAUGAUUACGAAAUUUCCAUAUUGGGUGACAGUGGAUUGUUGGUUGGUAACAUCAUGAAUUCGAUAUAUCUGUGCACUUCCUCUUUCGGGAUCCACUUCGCGACGAUUGAGUGGUCAUUCAUCACAAUGAAUGCCUCGCAUAACCUUCCUUCCUUCAUUUCUUCUUUCCAGUUUACUUUUGUCAUCGAAACUGAUCCCAAAGUGAUCGGCGAUUUGUUUGUUCCGGUAGCUAAAGUAAAAUAGGAUUAGAAGAUUUCGAACUAUCCCUAGGUGUAAGGGUGUUUGCAUAUUGUAAUAUGCAAUUUGUACCCUUACAGUCUUAUGCAAUAGUGGUAUGUUCAUAAGCUAUUCCCGCAGAUUGUGCAGAAUAAUAAUUUACCUGCAACCAUUAUUUUGACAAUAGGUUCUACAAAAAAAAAAGGCAGUUUUAUAGUCCGGCUGUAGUACAAAAAUAAUACAACUAACUAAACAUAGAUACAAUAUUGUCUAUCGUGCUGUACUACCUUCCAACUAGAAGAAGGGAGCGGAUGUUUCCUGGAAAAUUUUUCAAGGUGUUUGUUCACUAGCCUGGUAGGCAUUUGUAAUAUUUAUAUGAUGAACCAAAUUUCCAAACGUGCAUACCGAAAAAUGGUUAGGCGGAUUCAUAUUGAUUAAAGAUUAUCAUAAAAUUCCAAAAUUAGCCUGGUAUUUGUAAUAUUUAUAUGAUGAACCAAAUUUCCAAACUUACAUACCAAAAAAUGGUUAGGUGGAUUCAUAUUGAUUAAAGAUUAUCAUAGAAUUACACAAUUAGCCUGGAAUUUGUAAUAUUUAUAUGAUGAACCAAAUUUCCAAACUUACAUACCAAAAAAUGGUUAGGUGGAUUCGUAUUGAUUAAAGAUUAUCAUAGAAUUACACAAUUAGCCUGGAAUUUGUAAUAUUUAUAUGAUGAACCGAAUUUUCAAACUGACAUACCAAAAAAUGGUUAGGCAGAUUCAUAUUGAUCCAUAAUUAUCAUAGAAUUGCAAAAUGAAAAAAACUAAAGCAGGCUCUGAAACAUGCUCUUGCUUAUCUUUGUUGUUUACUUCAAAUAACAAGCAUAAUUUCAAUAAUUCAUCAUACGAGUAAUUGGUCUGCAUAAAUCUUCUCUCAGCAGUCAACUCACAGAAAGAAUACAGUUCCAUAACAGGAAUUAUAAAACAAUUAUGUUUUGCCUCAUUUUCAAGGAGCAGCUUCAAACCUCAGAAUAAAUUCAGCAACCAAUUCAGAAGCUUUGUUAGAACAUAAAUCUUCAAGCUGUUUUUUGAAGUUGAACAGGUUGAAUUUAUCUCAACUUUCCUAAAUUUCCUAAUUUUUGUUAGGGUCUCAGGGGGGUCUCAGAUGUUAACAAUUUUGUUAUGAUAGCUAGUAUCAAUUCUAUUAAUGACAUGUGGAGGAGAUAUGCUGGGCAUACUUGUGGCAUUUACAUAACUGAACCUGAUGCCACUACCUGGCUCAAUGAAACAUUCAGAUGCUUGGUGCUUAUUGGCUCUGCCAUUGGAACAAUAAUCUGUACCAUAUUUGAAAUUUGGAAAACUUCCUCAAAUUUGAAAAAUUUCUUGAGAAUAUUCUCACUUCAGGAAUGGAGAAAGGGAGAUAUAAUCGAACCUGUGCACAUUUAAAAUGAUUUAUUCUCUCUAAUAGAGAAGUUUACAUAAAAACUGAAAAAUUAAGUUGUGGAAGAUUUUGCAAUCUAAUCUUUCCAAACAUAAAAUUAUAUAUUAUUCUUGAUUGAAAGCAAUGAGUUUAGAAUGAAUCAACUUUUAUUUUAUAACCUACUCCUGUCUAGUUGAGGAAUCUCUUCUCAAUUUGUGUAGCCAAUAAAACCAUUCAAAUAGGCACUUUUGAGUGAUGUGAUGAUCAGGUUUAAUUAAUUUACUUACAAAAAAAAAAAAAAAAGAAAACUCAUCAUAUUAGUUUUAAUUCAACAUUUUUUUAGUUUUUAUGUACUACAUACUUACAUAAAUGUAUUGUAAUUUGUAACAAUCUUUUAAUAUUACGUACAUCAACUUUGACUGGUAUGUCUAUAAUGUGAACGCCUACUGUAGAUAAUUUGACAAACAGAUAAGCGAUUUCCACCAAACUGCUUGUUUCAAAGCGCUCAAUUGGCGUUUUUUAAAAUAAUGUGGUGUGAUUGCUUCAUAGAGCAAUGUGCAACUUUGCUUAUCUUGCAAAGUUGUGCAUCACAAUUUCCCAUAUCCUUGGGUAAUCAAAUUAUAUCUCAGAAUAAAAUUAUCCUACUCCAGUUUGCUUUACAACAAAAGUCUGAUUUGGCGAUUUCCAGUGCCACAAUGAUAAUACAUUUUAUCACAAAUGAAUGAAAAAUGUCAAGUAGGUGUUCAGUUUCAAAGAACAUGAAUUCAAAGAACAAAAAUUAUUAAAUUAUUUUUAUUACUUCUUCCAUGAAUAGAAUAACAUAUAAAAAAUCUUUUUAAAAAAAGAUUACCUCUUAUUAUAUUGCUGAUAUAUUUGGCAUUGGGAGUUACAGCCUGUUUAUAUGUGUAGCAUUUCCCACUCUCUGCGCUUUUUAUAGCGCACAACUUACAGUACAUUUGUCGACGUGACAAUGAAAAGCUUUUCAAGUUGUUGCAGCAAAUACUGAUGACAGAUUACUUGUUUUUUCCUGUUUGUAACAAAGAAAAUAAAAAUCUAAAUAUAGGCAUAUGCAAUACCUUCAGUAGGUAAAUUGUAAACAGAUACAUACUUCGGAUGAUUGCAAAAUUUCUGUUCAGACAUUAGCAGUCUGUUGUAUUCUUAGCAAAUUAUCAACAUCAAUAACAGCAACAGAAGUAUGUUCACAAGCUAUGCUAUACUUGCAGAUUGUGCAGAAUAAUAAUUUACCUGCAACCAAGAGGCAGUUUUAUGGUCAGUCUGUUCUUGGAAAAUAAUACAACUAACUAAACAUAGAUACCAAUUAUCUAUCUACUUACUGUGCUGUACUUUUUCUAGAUGUUUGUUCACUAGCAUGGUAUUUGUACAUAAUAUUUAUAUGAUGAACCAAAUUUCCAAACAAACAUACCAAAAAAUGGUUAUGCGGAUUCAUAUUGAUAACGAUUAUCGUAGAAUUACAAAAUACGAUUCCUGGUGCCACAAUAAUAAUAGAUUUUAUUACAAAUGAAUAAAAAAUGUCAAGUAGAUGUGAAAUUUCAAAGAAUAGGAAUGAAAAGAAAAUUGUGAAAUUUCAAAGAACAGGAAUGCGAAAAAAUGUGAAAUUACAAAGAAAAAAAAUAAUUAAAUUAUUUUUAUUAUUUCUUUUAAUGAAUAGAAUAACAUAUAAAAAAUAUUUUUUAAAAGAAAUGUGAGUUUCUCUAAUUUUCGUGCAAUUUGUUGUAGAAAUGAAGUGUUUUGAUAGAGAAUAUGUGCAUGAUUACUGCAGAAAAAUUGUUCCUUGGAAUAAUCUCACACUUUUCAGCACUUACUAUAUGAAAAUUAUAAGGAAUGAAUUGUAUUCAUAUUCAACCUUAACGUUGUUUUCUGUGUCAUCAGUACCAAGCUCAUUCAGUUCUUCUGGAUGAACUCAAAAAAAAUUUUCUGAAUGCUUUGGUUGUUUUUUUAAAAAAAAUAUUAAUUAAAUGUAAUUUUAGCAAUUUUAAUAUCAUCACCCAUUCUUCUGCGUUUGAAAUUUUAAUAUGGUUAGGUUUAUAAAUGUUAAAAAAUAUCUUUCAAAUUUUUGAAUUCAUUAGUAAUGACUUUUGAUGGGAUCGAAUUCAAACUACCAUCCUUGAUUUUAGAUGUUUGCAUAUUAUAUGUUACCGUUAAAGUAUUUAUGCCAGUUCAUGUAUGAAAUAACUAGUUAUUUCAUACAUGAACAAAAAAGUGUGAAAUCAAAUUUUCUUCUACAGUUUACCUAGUUAUUUCAUACAUACACGAGGUGUGUUUAGUUGAAGUGUGAAUUCAAUGAAUGAACUGCGAUAAAGUAAGAAAUGAAGGUUAAUUCAAAGCUACAGCAUAUAUGAAGGGUAAAUCCACUUCAAUUCGACCAAGAAAUGGUAAGGGUUGGCCAUCAUUUUUAAAUUUUUCCAGUGGAAAGACUUUCCAAAGGGAUGAUCAAUGGCGCAAAUCGCAGCCCUCUAGCCCUUAUAGUUUUCAGUGAACUUGAAAUAUCAUCCAUUUCAACAGUAGAUAACUCCAUAACUGCGAUACCUACCAAAAUGGAACUUUUUCCCAUAGUUAGGGCUUUGAAAGCCUUUUUUGGUGAUAUCAAAGGUUAUAUCAUAAAAAUCAGUGUUGCCCUUUUUUUUCGUAUGAAAAAUCAGCUCGAAAAGUUUCAAAACGUAGUUUUCAUAUCAUUCCAACUCUCAAAAAUGCUGAAAAAAAUAUAUUAUGGACAACUUUUCAUGCUAAGCAACAUACUAAAAAAUUGGGAUGGCAUUAUGUCGUAAAGUCGAUUUUAAAAAAUUGAAAGUUUGCGAAAAAUGUGAUUUUUUAAAUUAGAACAUGAAAAAAAGUGUUGACUGGUGAAGUUGACCCACUUGACUCCCUAUUUUUACGUAUCCGUUGAAAAAGUUGAAAAAAUCCCUUCACUUGAUGAAAAACUCACCACAAAAAUAUUUUCAACAGCUCAUUUCAUGAUUUAACUGAUCACACAUCGCUAUUUCAUGGAAUAACUAGAUUAUUCAUACAUUACCUAGGUAAACUGUGAACAAUUUACUAGCAUUAAACACUUUUUCGUUAAUGUAUGAAAUAACUAGUUAUUUCAUACAUUACCUGGAGUAAAUACUUUAACGGUAACAUAUAUACUUAAAUGAGUUCUUUCAGUAAAACACAAGUAGAAAUUUUUGUAAAAAUCUGAUGCUAUCGUGUUUGGAAUCAUGUUAGGGUUUAAUUGAUGUAACCAUUGAAAAGUUUCAGUACUCUGGUAGAAAAUUGAUGACACACCAGCCCCUUGAGAGUACAGACUUGCAAGAUGAUUAGAUUGCAUUUUACACCAGGGCUGUUAAUACGAAACGAAACGAAACGAAAGACACGAAACGAAACGGAAAAUUUUCCCUCUGGACACAAAACGAGACACGAAACGAAACGAAUCAAAAAAAUUACACGAAACGAAACGUUAUAACGAAACGAAUCAUUUCUAUUUCUUCAAUUUUUGAUUUUUCAUUGCAAGUUUUUUUGUAAAUUUCGGCCAAAUUUUGUCAAAUUCACUCAAAUUUCAUCCAUUUAAAGCCUCUAGAGGGGUUCUCCUCUUCAUUUAUUAAUGAAAAUGUCCGCUUUUCUCACUUUUUUGGCUGAAAGGAAACGAAACGAAACGACACGAAACGGCACGAAACGAAAUGAUACCACUUUUAUGGAACAAAACGAAACGGUAUAAUGAAACAGUUUGGUUCAAAGAGCUCAACCGAAACGAAACGAUACGUUUACGUUUCGUGUCUAACAGCCCUGUUUUACACAUGGUGUACACAACUUUGAUUGAUGUAAAAAAUUUGAAAAACAAUUUGAAUGACAAAAUUAAAUGAAUGAAAAAUUAAAUACUUAGCUCAAGAUUUUUUUUUUAAACAAACAAAAACCAAAAUAAUCAAGUCAAAUGAAUAUUUGACAGAGAAUUAAAAAUAAAAAAAAAUGAUAUGAACCAACAAGCAAGAAGUUGCACUUUAAUAAUGACAUAUUUUUAUUGACUGGAGCACUUAUUUUUGACGAAAUUAAGUUGACAAAGAGCAUCAUCCAGUUUGAUAAAACUUUGUUCAGGACUGUAUGGUUUGUAGAUCUCGGCUGCCAUACCCCUGAUUCAGACAAAAAUACGUAAGGUCCCAGAACAUACACUAGUUUUUUUGAAAUAAACUAUGAAAUGUUUAGUCGUAAAAAUUUAUUCGUAGGUUUAACACCUAAACACUUGCGAAGUACAAUUCAUAGCAUCGUAACUUGUGACUAACUGCUUGAUUAGUAGGAAGCCUAGGUACUUCAUGAAGUGAAUACUAUCGUACAAUUUUGUGUUUAUCAAUUUUAUUUACGCGAAUUGUUAUCGCAUAUUCAUCGUUUUGACAAAAAAAAAUUGAUUCACUUUCAUAAUCUAAAUGGCUAGUGAACGCCAUGAAAAAACGCUCGCAAUCAAAUGUUUCUUUGCAAAACUGCCUGGCUUAAACGCAGAGCGGUUCAAUUUUUAUUGAACUUUGGCAGUAAUAACGGUUUAAGGGGAAUUUAUUACUUAAAUUGAUUCAGCACAUUUUUAUUUAUUAAUUAAAUUUUAUAUAUCAUUAUGGUUAUCAGAAUCUCGGCUGCCAUACCCCUGAUUCAGACAAAAAUAAGGUCCCAGAUCAUACACUAGUUCUUUUGAAUUAAACUAUGAACUGUUUAGUCAUAAAAAAUGUAUUUGUAGGUUUUAUACCUAAACACUUGCGAAGUACAAUUCAUAGCAUUCUGGGAGAUAUGUAUUUAUAACAUUCAUAAUCUCGUAGUAAAUCUUGCUCUCCGAUUUCAUAAACUCGCGGAUUUUGUCAACGCACUCACAAAAGCACUCUGCAACUUUUUCAAAAUUGUUAUUUUUGCGAAUUCUUUUUACAAUGCAAGUUUGCCCCCGAACGUUAAUGAACUCAAGAUUUUCGGCCAUCCUCGGAUCAAACCGAACGUGGUUAUCAAUUUUUCCGGCUGGCGAUGACCUUAUUAAUGUUUCAUUUCAAGUUUGUGAAAUUUCUCCUUGCAUUUCACCUUGCAUUUUAAAAAUAUACAUUUCUAUAAGAUGGGUAAUUUUCUGAUACAUCUGUUCCCGGAUAUAUUGUACAUCUAUGGAGAAGUUCAAAUGAGUUUCAAAUGAGUAUGUUUUCGCAGACGUGGCAAAUAAAAAUCUUGGUGGUAGUAAUAUUCUUGCUCUUGCAGAUUCUGAUUGUAAUAAUCUAGAAUAAAAUAAACAUAAAUGUAAAUAUUUGAAUCAACAAAUAGGUCUCAACUAGCAUUGUUGAAUAUCCAGAUGCAUCCGGAUACAUACAAAUUAUUCAUCCGGAUCCAAAGUGUAUCCGGAUACCCGGAUUGCACUUGGAUAUGCCAAAUACAAAAGUGUGAAAAAUCCACAUAUCACUGUUUCUAGCAACUGAAAUCCUGAUACACAUAUAUAGUCAAAUUUUAGUCCAGCUUCAAUGUUGGGGUGUCUAGUACCUAUGUAUCAUGAAGAUAGUAGGUAUUAUGACAGUAUUUUUCUCAAAUUCUUCAUAGUAUUUCUGCUCAUGCGGAAAGGGUUUAUCAACAUAUCUCAGGACAAUCACCAUAUCAUGGUUUAUGUCCUGCAGUAAGAGUUACCUAUUAAUGAGUCUCUCUCUUUUGAAAUGAGCAAGAAAUUAAUGAUCUAGUUUCAUCUGGAAACUUUGAAUUGAAAAUCUAAUGUAAAAUUAAAUUCCGCCAAAUGAGUGUAUUACAGCUCUAGGCUUUAAUUCAAAAUUAACCAUAACUCAAGUACAUAUCAUUGGACUAGUUCUUUAAACUUGAAAAUUAAUGUUAAUUUUACCUAUCAACUUACUGAAGAGGGUGUCUCAAUAGGAUGUCACCCUGAAUGAAAUGGAUUUUGUAAUCAUGUGAAGUACUAGUUAGUACUAGUAUGAGGAACUACACUGAAUGAAUUGUAUUAAUAUUUAACUUCAACAUGUGAUGGUAAGAUAACUUUUUCAAGCAACUGAAAUCCUGAUACACAUAAGUAGUCAAAUUUUAGUUCUGCUUCGAUGUUGGGGUUAUUAAUAUUAUCAUAAAAAUAACGCUUAUCAGAAAAAUUUUUCUAAGCUUUUUUGGGUUGUUUCACUGUGUAGAUUUGAUGAUGGACAGAUCUAAAAAGUAUUUGAUCUUUCCCACACUGAACGAAUGUUCACUCUCUGUGAAUUUUUCACAGAGUCGAAAUUUGUGAAAUUUUAUUUCAUUUCACGAUUUUCGACAAAAUGGAAGAAUGGUUUCCGAAUGAGGAGGACCUAUGUUUCCGAUUAUAAUUGGAAGCGCACGAGGAAACAAUUAAAUUUAAUUAAAACGAAAGACAUAAUCAUUUCAUCAUUGCAUUCAACGUAUAUUAUACAUUUUUUAUAAUUUCAGAGAGUAACGUAUUUUUAAUUCUAAAGAUUAUCGCUAGGGUCGCUAGGUGGGUUUACCACACUCCAGAAGGAGAAGAGAAACGAAAAAUGAUUAAAAAUAUAAAGUAGAGAGUAAAACGAUAUAAAAGUAAAAAAAUAUGAAAAGAUUAUGAUUAAAAUAUAGAAUAACGAUUCUAAUCAAGAUGUAUGUUUGGCGUUAAUUAAUCAAAUGUUCGUUAACCCUUUUAGUUUGAAUCGCGGGUACUUAACAGAUGCCGCCAGUAGCCCUUUCCUACAGAAACUUACGUUGGUUGAUUCAACUAGUUCCUUAGGAUUCAACUCAUCAAAGUGGGUGGGCGGCAGGCAAUCUGAGGGACGCAGUGGAAGCUAAAAUGCUAGCAAUAACUUGAAAAUAAGCUAGGCACGUAAUCAAAAGCGUAUUAUAUUUAUUAAACCAGAGUUAUCUGUACUUUUAUGAAUAGGAAAAAAUUAAUGAAUUUGUAAAAAUUUUAAUAAGCAAGCAUGAAAAAAUCAAACAAAUACAAAAUGUGAAUCAAAAAUUAAUGAGAGGAAGUGGUGAUGAAAAAUGAAAAAUUGAAAAAAAAACACAAAAUGAAUAAGCCAAUUAGUACAAUAUUUACUUAUUUCAUAAUGAGAUUUUUUCUGAAGUUGAAUGAAGUUACUUCUUCGGGGGGAUGGCUUUGAUUUCGCACACAUAGCCGCGUUCCAAGUCUUCAGUAUAAACAAAAAGAAAGGGUGAUCAAUGAUCAUCGAUUCCAUAGUCCAUGGGGAUCCUUAAUAAAAAUGUUGUCGCCAAAGUGUCCGAAUUAAAUAACUUGCUUAAGUAAUUAUUGAAAAUCGAUUCGAUCAUCGUUGAUACAAGUACAUAAUUACAUUGAAUUACAAACAGAUGCUCGACUGCUCGUUUUUGGUAAUCUUUGCAUGUUACUGGUGACCUUAUUGGUCAUUAAGCUUAGAGGGAGAAAGGGAGAGAGCUCAUAGUCAUUUCUCUAUUGAUUAUUUAAAAUUGUGACAUUUUAUUCAUAAAAAAACAGAAAAAUGUUUGUAUUAUUAACUAUUAUAUUUUUCAGCCAUUAUUUAAAUGCAGAAAUCAGAUCAAGCUUUUAAAUACAACAUAUUAAUAAAUGUAACCUGAUUCUCGCUCGUGAAUUUUUAGAAUUUGUUUCGUUGGUGUGCAAUCAUAAAACGCUGUGACGUCAACUGAACAAAAUAUUAUAUUCUUUUGGUUGUCUUAUCAUAUGUAUGUAUUGUAUGUACCUAAUUCUGUACCUGUUUAUAUUUUGUAGAGGAUAUUUUUGUCCUUUGCUUAAAAUACAUGUUUGGAAUAUUGAAAGUCUGAAUGAUUUACGAUUGUAAGCAUUAUUUCAUUGUUGUAUCGUUGUUCCUAUAUGUAUUAUGUUAUGUAAAUAAAAAAUAUUUUAUUAUUACAAUAAUAAUUUCAUUGA